CGUUGAUCCAAAAGUAACAGUUUUUCUUGGAAUUUUAACCGUUUAUGAAAAGACUGAGAUAAGGAAUUACUUGCGCGAUAUGUAUAAGCAUAGUAAUGCUGCACUAGCACGAUACCUUGGAGUUCAGGAAUCCCCUAUAACGGUUAAGUUUAUUCUAGGGAUUCCAAAGGACAAACGCGUAGAUGGGAUAAAUGAGGAAUCGAAAAAAUACGGAGAUAUCGUUUUAUUGAAUAUCACGGAAAAUAUGGAAGAAGGGAAGACUAUAACGUUUUUCGAUUGGUUCGCUGAGAACGCAAGUAUUCUUCGAAAGGACGAUUAUAUGUUGAAAGCAGACGAUGAUAGUUUUAUCCACCUUAUUCAUUACUAUCGCGACAUUCAAGAUUUGCCGAGAAAACUUACAUAUUAUGGUCUAUCACUAAAUUAUACCAACACCGAUGAAUUAGGAGCAAAGGUCUACAUGUGGGGUAUGGGAUACACGAUUUCCCGCGACCUCGUCGAGGAAAUCGUUAAAUUUGAUUGGGUUCGUUCAAAUGUGAUAGGCAGUGAAGAUUAUAAUGUGGGCCGUUGGAUGUGCAAGUUGUCCAGAGAAAAAAAAUAUUUAUUACACUAUGUUGGUUACCCUCAUAGCCGCGGGCUGGUUCGAAAUUUUCCCGAAAACCCUUUCCACGAUUUACAUUUUGAUCGUAAUAUAGAUGCAUAUCGCUUCGUCGACGAGGCUAUAUUAAUCCAUCGGUUGGAGAAUCUUGAUGACAUGAGAACAAUUGUGGACAUGUAUCUUUAUAAUGACGGUCUUCCGAAGAUUAAGAUCAUUCGGAAUUCGACAGCUCCAGGUUUACUUACAAAAAAAGAGAUUUUUCAAGGAUGUUGGAUCAUGGAUCAAAAAAAUCAAACCUGGGAUCAAGCGCGUCAUUGGACUUCAUCACUGGAUAUCUACAAGAAUUGGUUUUAUGAAGCUUGGGGUUUCAAGGAAGGACAAUGGCAUGGUUAUUAUGGGCCCAAAAAAGAUGAUCUGAAGACUUUGCAAUCGUGUGUCUUGGUCAACAGGCUCUGGUGCGAAAAUUCAGUUCCUGUAUUAUGGGCUCAGCCUUUCAAGGAGGAAACACCAUCAUCAAUAAUUGACGUAUACAUGUCAUGCCUUACCGAAGCCGAAAGGACUUAUCUUAUUGACAACGAAAUUAAUGUGCCAAACAGGCGGCGAAAUCAGAUAUUUGACUAUGUUGGUUUCCUUAAACAUGUUAGUAUGGGGAGUCUUUACACGGUGGUUUUAAAAUGGACGGAUCGAACGCGAACAACAUCAACAGUAACUCAAAAACGCCGUUAUCACCUUUCCACGGAGCCCAGUCUGGUUGUAUAUCAAACACUAUGCAGAUUAUUUUUCAGUCGACGCUCAAACAUACAAUCGUUGUCCCUUGACUGGGGUCAUAAACAAAUAUGGAAAGCUUACCCGUUGCUACUUUAUUCUGCUGGUAUUGACACCUAUUUGGCCAAAUUAAGACAAUUCUCAAUUCAUUACAUUACCGACUGGUCAAUAUUCGGAUAUCUUUCAAGAUACGCAAAAAACAUUGAAACCUUACAGGUGGUUGAUUAUUCUUUCGAACUUCCCCCACAUCCCGAGGAUGAACAAAAUCUGGCUUCAUUAAUCACAAAACAACAUAACCUACGCCAUUUCAAAUUGUUUGGUUAUGCCACUCAUCCUGUCUUAACUUUGACAUCGUUAGGGUCGCAGUGUAAUUCUUUGGUCUCAGUAGAAAUAAUUUACGUUCAUUUCACCACAAACUCCGUUCUCGGACCAUCGUUCGAGGGUUUGGCGAUGUGCAAAAAUCUCGAGGAACUGAUAAUUAAAAAUUGUCUGUUUGCCACUGAGGAAAUUAUAACGCCUUUAAUCUACGCAACGUUUCCCUCGCUUCGUAAGAUUCAUAUAGUAGAGUCAACAUACGGAUGGGAUAGCGUCAUGGUGUCGUUGAUCCAAAACAAUCCAAUGAAUCUAGAAGAGGUUUAUUACAAACCGCUAGAUAAUCAGCAAGAACAAAACAUCAUCUCACCAUCUAUCAUUGAAUGUGUGUCACAAUAUUGCCCACGGAUAGUGAGGUUGGGUGUACCGAUAGGGCCAUCACAAAUCCAUCAUUUAGUAGAUAUAUUGACAUCGAAAGAAUGUAAACUAAAAAGCUUGAGUAUUUUUAGAAUGGAUAAGGUUUCAUUGGAUAAUGAGGAAUUAUGGAGGGAUUUGGGUAGUUUGAUGCCAACCACGUUGAGACAUUUGAACAUUUGGAUUUAUCUCGGAGAGACCCCAAUGCAAUUAUUCUUACAGAACACCAGCGCACCGCUUGAGACGUUAUAUGUUCGAUGGUGGACGCACUAUCUUGGCUAUGAUUUUCAUCUGGUUGGUGCUUAUUUGAAAGAUAGGCGAAUUGGAUUUUCGGAGUUUUUGAGACAUGUCAUUUAA
Messenger RNA from Acaulospora morrowiae, 2443 nucleotides. NCBI's taxonomy places the organism in Eukaryota, Fungi, Glomeromycota, Glomeromycetes, Diversisporales, Acaulosporaceae. The record is from the annotation of a GenBank genome assembly.